Molecule: messenger RNA, 1929 nt
Organism: Acromyrmex echinatior (Panamanian leafcutter ant)
Lineage: Eukaryota; Metazoa; Arthropoda; Insecta; Hymenoptera; Formicidae
Gene: Cyp18a1
Product: Cytochrome P450 18a1
Biological process (GO): xenobiotic metabolic process
Cellular component (GO): intracellular membrane-bounded organelle; cytoplasm
Molecular function (GO): oxidoreductase activity, acting on paired donors, with incorporation or reduction of molecular oxygen, reduced flavin or flavoprotein as one donor, and incorporation of one atom of oxygen; iron ion binding; heme binding
Source: RefSeq, a predicted model, not a curated record
GACAGACAUUCGAAGAUAUUAACAAGCGUUUCGAUAUUACGGAUCUUUAAUCAAUCGGUGAUUCGUGAUCCGUACAAGAUGCUGGUACAACAAUUCGGACGAUGGCUUUGGCAUAUAAUGGGCGGCAGUGCGACUCAAAUCUUUUGCUCUUUUCUGAUAUUCGUCAGUGUUGCACUGGUGACCUAUUUGCUAUAUGACUAUUUCAUGAGAUAUACGUUACCUCCUGGUCCAUGGGGACUGCCGUUUUGUGGCUACAUACCCUUCAUCAAAGGACAUGUAUAUCUGCAUUUCAAUGAGCUAGCCAAGAAAUACGGUAAAAUAUUCAGCAUUAACAUCGGCUCCGAGUUGACCGUCAUCAUCAGCGAUUAUCUCAUCAUACGCGAUGCAUUCCGACGUGAGGAGUUCACCGACAGACCACAUAACGACUUCAUGAACAUCAUCGAUGGAUACGGUAUCGCUAAUACGGAUGGUCCUCUGUGGAAAGAUCAGAGGAGAUUUCUUCAUGAUAAUCUUAAAAAGUUCGGUAUGAAUUCCCAUAACACCAAAAAUAUGGAAUCGAAGAUCAUGUACGAAGUCGAGAUAUUGCUUAAGAGAUUGAUAAUGAGACGUGGAGCGCCCACAAACCUAACGUCCUCUCUCGCUGUAUCGAUCAGUAAUGUAAUCUGCUCGAUUGCAAUGGGAAUACGUUUCUCCCAUGGCGACCCGAAAUUCGAGAGAUUUAUGGACCUAAUUAACGAAGGAUUCAGACUGUUUGGUAAAGUGACGUUAGCGAAUCAUAUACCAAUAUUGCGUCACUGUCCAUGGAUUAAUAGCAUCAAACAUAAAAUCGAAAAAAAUCGAGCGGAAAUGGCUGAAUACUUUCAAGAAGUUAUUAAUAAGCGUAAAACAACGUAUGACAAGAAUAACAUUAAUGAUAUUCUCGAUACCUAUCUGUUCGAAAUUCAGAAAGCUAAGGAAGAAAAUCGAGAAGAUCAGCUUUUUGAGGGAAAAGAUAACUUUCGUCAAAUGCAACAAAUUCUGGGUGAUCUCUUCUCCGCGGGUAUGGAAACGGUGAAGAAUUCUUUGGAAUGGUCGAUGAUUUUCAUGUUGCAUUAUCCAGAAGCAGCAAAGGCAGUACAGAAUGAAUUGGAUCAAGUCGUAGGAAGAUCAAGAUUACCCUCAUUAGAGGAUCGUCCAUUUGAGGCGACCAUUCUAGAAGUUCUUCGCAGAGCCAAUCUUGUACCACUUGGCACUACGCACGCUACUACACGGGAUGUGAUGUUAAAUGACUAUAUGAUACCAGCUGGUACCAGCGUGAUACCGUUGUUGUAUGCAGUGCAUAUGGAUCCUGAGCUCUGGGACGAACCAGAAGUCUUCCGGCCCAGCCGUUUUCUCUCUGCUGACGGUAAAUUGUCACAGCCGCAUUUCUUUAUGCCCUUUGGAGUUGGUAGACGAAGGUGCCUGGGUGAGGUGUUGGCCCGCAUGGAAGUCUUCCUAUUCUUCAGUUCGCUAAUGCACAUGUUUAACUUGAGCCUACCUGAAGGUGCCUCAUUACCCAGCCUGGAAGGCAACGUUGGUGUAACAGUAUCACCGAAAUACUUUGAAGUUUGCUUGCUGCAGAGAGAUUUGCUUUUACCAGACUGCGAGAACAACGAGGUCUUUGUCAAUGGACCCUUGCGUAACGUUGGCAGCCACUAAGUCCUCGACGAACUUUAAAGCACGGUACUUGUUCCUAUUGCCACAGGAGAGGCAAAUAGGCAGAGAAGAAUCUGCAAGUCGCAUGCUGACGCUAUGGGGUCCAUCCACUACACAAGCUGGAGAUCCGUAAGAUUAUUUAAUUGUACAUUAAGUAUAAGAAAAUGAUAAAUGGUUGCGUUUCGUCAAAAUCUUUAUGUAAAAUGAAAUAUUUGCGAAAAAUUUUGACAUCAUCCUACUUUAAAAAAUUUGUAG